Molecule: messenger RNA, 1892 nt
Organism: Poeciliopsis prolifica (blackstripe livebearer)
Lineage: Eukaryota; Metazoa; Chordata; Actinopteri; Cyprinodontiformes; Poeciliidae
Product: muscarinic acetylcholine receptor M4-like
Exons: 7
Coding region: 536-1756 (406 amino acids)
Biological process (GO): G protein-coupled receptor signaling pathway, coupled to cyclic nucleotide second messenger; adenylate cyclase-inhibiting G protein-coupled acetylcholine receptor signaling pathway; regulation of smooth muscle contraction
Cellular component (GO): plasma membrane; dendrite; synapse
Molecular function (GO): G protein-coupled serotonin receptor activity; G protein-coupled acetylcholine receptor activity
Source: RefSeq, a predicted model, not a curated record
AUUUCGCCGCCUGCCACGAUGCCUGGCAGUUUUAGGUGGCUAUGGUGAUAAAGUUGAUGGGGACUACGACAGAGAAGAGGAAACGUGACUGAAUUCUCCAUUUUUCAUGACAUUACAGAUACAUUACCGGUGACGGUUACUCCACAGGCUGUUGCUAGGUAACCAAAGAGAGAGAGAGAGAGAGUAGUUUAUGUCACAGACAUGCGUAUUUAUGUCUAUGAGUUGACGUCACCAACUUUGCUUCGCUGACCUUGAGCGGUUGAGCGGCUCCUACAUCCCCCAGAAUGCCGUGCGGCUGUGUUGUAAUUCUUUUAAGGUCAUGAUUGGAAAUAUUGCCUGUGUCCAGGAACUAGAAGGAGCAAUUUGAAUGAAAAACGGGAAUUGUCCCAAAACCGAUUUUUGAAGAAUGAGUGAUGAAAUUAGAGACCCUGUAGUGAAGUUUCAUCCGGCUAUAAGAGCAGGAAGAAAGCAUCUCUCAGGGAUUGUGCAGAAAUGACUGAAGCCUGAAGUCUCUCUGAGAGCAACAUCAGACAAGAUGGAGACUGCGAAUGCGUCUUCCAUCGUUAACAUGACUCGUGGCAGUCGCACCAGCCUCUUUUCAGAGAGCUCAUACACAGUAGUGGAGAUAGUGCUCAUCCUGCUGGCAGCGGGAAUCCUUAGUCUGAUCACUGUCACCGGGAACAUCCUGGUCCUGCUCUCCAUAAAGGUAAACAAAGACCUGCAGACCAUCAACAACUAUUUCCUGUUCAGUUUGGCCUGUGCAGACCUCUUUAUUGGGUUCUUGUCCAUGAACCUUUAUGCCAUUUACAUUGUGAUUGACCACUGGCCUCUAGGAGAGGUGGAGUGCGACAUUUGGUUGACUACUGAUUAUGUUGUCAGCAACGCCUCAGUCAUGAACCUACUCCUCAUAAGCUUUGACCGGUACUUCUGCGUUACCAAACCCUUGACCUACCCAGCAUGUCGCAGCACCAAGAUGGCCGGGAUGAUGAUUGCGACGGCCUGGAUCCUGUCCUUUGUCCUAUGGAGUCCCUUCAUCUUGUCCUGGCAGUUCAUUGUAGGAAGGAGAUCCGUGCUCUCGACUCACUGCCACUUCGAGUUCUUCUACAACCCAUGGCUGAUGUUUGUGGCUUCCAUCAUAGUUUUCUACCUGCCAUUGAGCAUCAUGGCCUACCUGUACUGGCAGAUCGCGAAGACCAACUGCGACAGCGUAACGAGGAACGUUACAAGACUCUCAAGUGGAAGUUUAUCAGAUAUUGUCUCCUUCAGCCUAGUGGAAGAGAAGGAGGAAUCUUCAGCGGGGAAGGAGAAGGAAAUGUUGCAGCAGCACAGUGAAAUUGGACUCCUCAGAGAAUUGCAGGCAGACCACAGGGACUCCUCAUCGGAGACUAUCAAAGCUUCGACUUCCAAAGAAACUUACAUGUUAAGGGGAAGUUUUAGUUUUUCUGAACGUAAAGAGAGCUUGCCAACUCUGGAAAGGAGAAGGAGCAUCAAUGCUGACAGGGGAAAAAAAGUGACGCGCACCAUCGUGGCCGUCAUGGUUGCUUUUAUCGUCACAUGGACGCCGUACAACAUGACAGUCCUCGUCCACGCACUCUGCAACAAGUGCGUCCCGAAAGCAAUGUGGAGCAUAUUGUACUGGCUCUGCUACGUCAACAGCACUGUCAACCCCGCUUGCUACGCCCUCUGCAACGACACCUUCAAGAUCACCUUCAAGCACCUGCUCCUGUGCCAGUACAAGAACAUUCGGGGACGAUGAUUUUCCGCCUAGAAUGGAGCUGAAACUCAUGGACUCCCUUAGUAAAAAUAGAGCCGAAAGCUGAAACGGCCAAAAAUGGAUUCUGUUGGUUCCUGUGCACUUUCUUUUAAAUAAUAAAAUAUUGUGUGUGUACUUU